CGGCGGCCCGGCGCUGGGGGAGGGGGGCGCUGACCCGGAUGUUCACUCCUGGGCACCCGGGGAAGUGGAAGCGCCGGGCCCUGCUGCUGGGGGGAGAGCCACAGACGCCGGGACCGGGACCGCCGCCGACGCCGCCACCAUGAGUGAUCAGCAGCUGGACUGUGCCUUGGACUUAAUGAGGCGCCUGCCUCCACAGCAGAUCGAGAAAAACCUCAGCGACCUGAUCGACCUGGUCCCCAGUCUAUGUGAAGAUCUCCUGUCUUCUGUUGACCAGCCGCUGAAGAUCGCCAGAGACAAGGUGGUGGGAAAGGAUUACCUUUUGUGCGAUUACAACAGAGACGGGGACUCCUAUAGGUCACCAUGGAGUAACAAGUAUGACCCUCCCUUGGAAGACGGGGCCAUGCCUUCUGCUCGGCUGAGAAAGCUGGAGGUGGAAGCCAACAAUGCCUUUGACCAGUACCGAGACCUGUAUUUUGAAGGCGGCGUCUCGUCUGUCUACCUCUGGGAUCUGGAUCACGGCUUCGCGGGAGUGAUCCUCAUAAAGAAGGCUGGAGACGGAUCAAAGAAGAUCAAAGGCUGCUGGGACUCCAUCCACGUGGUGGAAGUGCAGGAGAAGUCCAGUGGUCGCACUGCCCAUUACAAGCUGACCUCCACGGUGAUGCUGUGGCUGCAAACCAACAAAUCCGGCUCUGGCACCAUGAACCUCGGAGGCAGCCUGACCAGACAGAUGGAGAAGGACGAAACCGUGAGCGACAGCUCGCCGCACAUAGCCAACAUCGGGCGCCUGGUAGAGGACAUGGAAAACAAAAUCAGAAGUACACUGAACGAGAUCUACUUUGGGAAAACAAAGGACAUCGUCAAUGGGCUGAGGUCUGUGCAGACGUUUGCGGACAAAUCCAAACAAGAAGCUCUUAAGAACGACCUGGUGGAGGCGUUGAAGAGAAAGCAGCAAUGUUAAACCUCCGCUUCACGCUGCCGGACCUGCCAUGCACUCGAUAGGUUCCUUUCUUAGAAAACUCACUUUCUGCUCCCCGCCCCCCCGCCCCGCCCCGACAGGUCACACCACAACCUGCGUCGCCGACCUGCACAGCGCCGUCACACCCUGAGAAUAAAGCCGCUAACACCCUCCUCGUCUCCAAGGCCUGCUUCCACCACGUCCCGCCGUCAGACUCGAUGUUCCCUAGAGACCGUGUGCGUUGUGUUCGCCCCGCCCCCGUUUGCGGGCAUCAGACACACCGUCUGCCUGCCUCCCCCUCCUCCCACCUUUUUGUUACAUUGGUGUAAAAAAUGUAAAACAAAAAAAUUUUAUGAAAUAACUGUGGUGUGUGAAAGAUAGAAGAAAAACUGGAAAUCUGAUUCCACGUGUGUUUGGGAGUUGCUUGGGGGUGGGGGAGGGGGGCGGGGACGGCUCUGGGAGGAAGGAGAGGUGGCCCCCGGCACUGUCCCGCACAGCCCGGCCCCGCCCCGCGGAGGCCACCGCGAGCGUGGGGGCGCAGGGGCGGGGCCCGCUGGCCGUUCUGCUCUUUUGGUCAGGUGCUUUUCUGUCGAUUUUUAUGGAAUGCAAAAGGAGUUUUUUGUUUUAUUUUGUUUUUUUGUAAA
Messenger RNA from Phyllostomus discolor (pale spear-nosed bat), 1599 nucleotides. It is a transcript of the gene CAPZB, whose product is annotated as capping actin protein of muscle Z-line subunit beta. The coding region runs from base 140 to 958 and encodes 272 amino acids. Gene Ontology annotation, cellular component: cytoplasm; F-actin capping protein complex. Gene Ontology annotation, biological process: cell morphogenesis; barbed-end actin filament capping; actin cytoskeleton organization. The transcript is spliced from 9 exons. The record is from RefSeq and is a predicted model, not a curated record. Lineage: Eukaryota; Metazoa; Chordata; Mammalia; Chiroptera; Phyllostomidae. Gene Ontology annotation, molecular function: actin filament binding.